Molecule: messenger RNA, 274 nt
Organism: Racocetra persica
Lineage: Eukaryota; Fungi; Glomeromycota; Glomeromycetes; Diversisporales; Gigasporaceae
Source: the annotation of a GenBank genome assembly
AUGGUCAGAGAAUUAUUAACUCAUGCUGAGGAAAUUGCAUAUAAGUCUGAAACAAAUGUCACGGAAGAUCAAGUAGAUGUUGAAACGUUGUUGGCUUUUAUCGGAUGGUUAGAUAUGACAGGACAAAAUUCGCAAGUUCAAAAUUGUUUAAGUGCUUUAUCCAGAAAGUUUAAACAAUCCGGAAGUGAUGAUUUAACUGCGAAUUUCAGAGUUAAAGAGGUAGUCAGAGGGCUUAAACUAGAGAAAGCACAAGAUCAUGAAGCACCUUGGCCCU